Messenger RNA from Pseudogymnoascus destructans, 1504 nucleotides. RefSeq names its product proteasome regulatory particle subunit (gene RPN8). The record is from RefSeq and is a predicted model, not a curated record. The coding region runs from base 287 to 1345 and encodes 352 amino acids. Gene Ontology annotation, molecular function: metallopeptidase activity; protein binding. Lineage: Eukaryota; Fungi; Ascomycota; Leotiomycetes; Thelebolales; Thelebolaceae. Gene Ontology annotation, cellular component: proteasome regulatory particle; proteasome complex. The transcript has 3 exons. Gene Ontology annotation, biological process: proteasome-mediated ubiquitin-dependent protein catabolic process.
UCGCUCGCAAUCGGCGGAAUGGAUCACUCUAAUCCGGGCAAAUAAAGCUGGCGUCUUUAGCCGGUAUGCGCCGCCGAAUUGCAUGUUUUGUUUCGUUUGUUGCCUCAAUCACGUGCAUUCGUGAAAAGCAGCGGCGCUUAUUCGUUAAAGCAGCGUCACAAAGAUGUCGCGUUGAGGUCAGCCUAGUAGCUAAGGUACAGUGCGGUCAGAAUAUCAAAGCUCCAUAUCGAACCCAUCCACCCCAUCUGAACCACGACAUCACAUCCUCCCACAUCACAACUCCAUAAUGCCGGCCACUACAGCAGAAGCCCAUUCCCUCGUCACUACCACCGUCUCCGUCGCACCUCUCGUCCUCCUCUCCGCCGCCGAUCACUAUGGCCGCUCCGCAAAGGGCACUCGCAAGCGGGUGGUUGGUGUGUUGCUUGGACAGAACGAGGGGAAGAACGUGAGAGUAUCAAACAGUUUCGCAGUGCCAUUCGAGGAAGACGAGAAGGACCCAUCAGUAUGGUUUCUAGACCACAACUACGUAGAGUCGAUGAACGACAUGUUCAAGAAGGUGAACGCAAAGGAGAAGUUGAUUGGGUGGUAUCAUUCGGGCCCCAAGUUACGGGCAUCGGAUCUGGAAAUCAACGAGCUGUUCAAGAGAUAUACGCCCAACCCGCUGUUGGUAAUCAUCGAUGUUCAACCCAAAGAGGCUGGCGUACCGACGGAUGCAUACUUCGCAGUGGAUGAGAUUAAAGACGACGGAACGACCACAUCUAAGACCUUCGUACACACCCCAUCUAUCAUCGAGGCAGAGGAGGCAGAGGAGAUUGGAGUUGAGCACUUAUUACGAGAUAUACGUGAUGUAGCAGUCGGCACACUCUCAACAAGGAUUACAUCGCAACUGCAAUCACUCCAAGGGCUGCAUUUGAGGCUGCGUGAUAUACAACAAUACCUCCAGAAGGUCAGCGAUGGGAAGUUACCAGUCAACCAUGUCAUCUUGGGCAACCUCCAAGACGUCUUCAACCUCCUCCCCAACCUCUCCACACCAAAGGCCUCCACAUCAGAAACCCCAGGGUCGGGCGAGGCCACCAGCGAACUGGCACACGCCAUGAGCAUCAAGACCAACGACCAGCUGAUGGCCAUCUACAUUAGCAGUCUGAUCCGCGCCAUCACAGCCUUCCAUGACUUAAUCGAGAACAAGAUCCAGAACCGUCAGCAGCAAGAGGAGAAGGAGGCGAAGAAGGACGAGGAUAAGGAGAAGGAGGGCAAGGACGCCAAGAAGGCUGAGGGCGUCGCGAACGGGGAAAUCACCUCCGUAGAAGACGCAGAGAAGGCGAAGGAGGACAAGGAGAAGAAGUAAUGUGGGUGUCGGCGAGGCGUCUGGUCUGCAAAUCGUUGGCACGGUGUUCUGAGCGGCAUAUCGAACAAGGGCAAAAUAGAUAUGCAUUUGUACUAUAUAGUGGGCAAUGGGGUGGUAAUGCCAUAGACGCAGCAAAUGCAACUAUCCAUGAUUCCAAGA